Durotheca rogersii is the source of this 1714-nucleotide messenger RNA. RefSeq names its product N-terminal nucleophile aminohydrolase. NCBI's taxonomy places the organism in Eukaryota, Fungi, Ascomycota, Sordariomycetes, Xylariales, Xylariaceae. The transcript is spliced from 2 exons. Gene Ontology annotation, molecular function: hydrolase activity. Bases 245 to 1714 code for a protein of 489 amino acids. The record is from RefSeq and is a predicted model, not a curated record.
CGUAUUCGAUAGCUGCCAGGGGUAAUCCGCUAAGUCCACGUCAGGUACAUAAUGCGGGACGGCCCUCCGAAGCUCCCAACCGUGCAGAUAACGCCAUAGGUAUAUCAGGCACACCGCGCCUCGUUGCCGUGUGAUAGGUAUUUUUAUGUUGUGAUUGACUGACACCUAACCUGUCGAAACUCGCCUACGCGAUACGUGAUUCUCCAGCGGGCUGAGGGUUAGAAACUGUCGCUUGACGUUUAGAAUGGAAUACAAGCGCCAACCACCGUCGACCGACGCCGCGUGGCAGCAGCGCCCGCAGAUCAGGCCGCGCCUCAUCAUCCACGGCGGCGCCGGCAACAUCACGCCCAAGGGGCUGGGACCGGAUGGGUACAAGGCGUAUCGGCAAUCACUCCUUACCAUCGUCUCCAAGGCAGACGUCUACAUGCGGCAGCCAGUCCCCUCGCCGCGCGGCGGCGCGCCGCAGUACCCGUCGGCGCUCGAGGUCGCGACGUACGCCGUGACGCUGCUCGAGGACGACCCGCUGUACAACUCGGGGCGCGGCGCCGUCUUCACGCGCGACGGCGUCAACGAGCUCGACGCCUCCGUCAUGGUGUCGCGCGGGCGCGCGAAGCGCGGCGUCGGCGUCACGGGGCUCCGGCACGUGCGGAACCCCGUGCUCCUCGCGCGCGCCAUGCUCGAGCACGGCGACGGCGACCUCGCCCGCGGCGCCGAGGCCGAGGGCGCGGGCGGGCCGCACCUCGACGUGCCGUCGGCGCAGGGCCACACGAUCCUCUACGGCGCCACCGCCGAGGUCCUCGCGCGCCGCUACGGCCUCGCCCUCGUCGACCCGAGCUACUUCUUCACGCAGCGCCGGUGGGACGAGCACGUGCGGGCGCUCGAGCGCGAGCGCGGCGGCGACGGCGUCGCGACCUGGUCCGCCGACGAGUACCUGCCGCAGGGCACGUGCGGCGCCGUCGCGCUCGACGCCGACGGCGUCGUCUGCGCCGCCACGAGCACCGGCGGCCUCACCAACAAGCUCACCGGCCGCAUCGGCGACACGCCCGUCGUCGGCGCCGGCUUCUGGGCCGAGGAGUGGGCCGAGGAGGCGGCGGCGGCCGAGAGCGCGUGGCAGGCCGGGGGCGGGAGAAGCCUGAGCCAGGGUCUGCCGGGCCCCGUCGUCGAGCUGUCGGCCGGCCUCCGGCGCCUCCUCGCAGACUGCCUGCCGGCGCCCUUCGCGUACUCCCCGCUCUCGCUCGCGCCGCUGACCCCAGUGGGGCCGGACGCCCGAGCGACAGCGACAACGACAACGCGCUCCCUCGCCCUGUCGGGCACCGGCAACGGCGACUCUUUCCUGCGGGUGGCUGCGGCGCGCACGGCGGCGGCGAUCGCGCGCUGGGGCGGGGCGUCAGGGUCCGAUGCGGUGCGGCGCGUCGCCGGCGCGGGCGGGGAGCUGCAGCGCAGCGCGGGCGACCGCUGGGGCCUCACGGGCGAGGGCCAGGGAGGCAUAAUCGGCGUCGAGAGCGUGGUCACGCGCGACGCCAGCGGCCGCGUCGUCGCCUCCCGCGCCCGCGUGCUCGACGAGUACAACUGCGCCGGAAUGUUCCGCGCUUGGGUCGACGACGAUGGUAAGGCCGUCGUUAGGGUCUUCCGGCCGGGGGAGAACGGCGAGGAGACGUUCGAGGGCGAGGGCCGGCCGGAGGACGUCUGGCGUUGGAGCGGCGAGAAGGCAUAG